This is a messenger RNA of Chaetomium fimeti, 1060 nucleotides long. RefSeq names its product ATP synthase subunit D-domain-containing protein. The coding region runs from base 183 to 968 and encodes 261 amino acids. NCBI's taxonomy places the organism in Eukaryota, Fungi, Ascomycota, Sordariomycetes, Sordariales, Chaetomiaceae. Gene Ontology annotation, cellular component: vacuolar proton-transporting V-type ATPase complex; fungal-type vacuole membrane. Gene Ontology annotation, biological process: vacuolar acidification. The record is from RefSeq and is a predicted model, not a curated record. Gene Ontology annotation, molecular function: proton-transporting ATPase activity, rotational mechanism. The transcript has 8 exons.
CACUGUCGCGAGCUGAGGUUCAAGCUCCACAACUCUAACCCGUCCCGUCCCUCAUCCAACAACCGUCAUCUUGCGCUCCUGACCGUCCUUCACCGAGAGGGCUUCCGACUUUUUUGUUGUUCCAAUCUUGACAGCUAAUUUCUUAGAAUUACUUAUCCGUCCUCCCCCCAUACUUCGCGACAAUGUCCGGCGCAGGAGACCGGGAAGCCGUCUUCCCAACGCGGCAGUCGCUGGGUAUAAUGAAAGCGAAGCUCAAGGGCGCCGAGACGGGACACAACCUACUCAAGCGGAAAAGUGAAGCUUUGACUAAGCGCUUCCGAGACAUCACCCGGCGCAUCGACGAGGCGAAGCGCAAGAUGGGCCGCGUGAUGCAGAUCGCGUCGCUGUCGCUGGCCGAGGUGACGUACGCGGUGGGCGGCAACAUCGGGUACCAGAUCCAGGAGUCGGCCAAGUCGGCGCGGUUCCGCAUCCGCGCCAAGCAGGAGAACGUGUCGGGCGUGCUGCUGCCGGCCUUCGAGAGCUACCUGACCGAGGGCAACAACGACUUCGCCAUGACCGGGCUGGGCAAGGGCGGCCAGCAGGUCCAGCGCUGCCGCGAGACCUACGCCCGCGCCGUCGAGGCCCUGGUCGAGCUCGCCAGUCUGCAGACGGCGUUUGUCAUUUUGGAUGAGGUCAUCAAGGUUGUUAAUCGGAGAGUCAAUGCCAUCGAGCACGUUAUUAUUCCGAGGACGGAGAACACCAUCAAGUAUAUCAACUCCGAGCUCGACGAGCUCGACAGAGAGGAGUUUUACAGACUCAAAAAGGUUGCAAACAAGAAGCAACGAGACACUGCCGCAGCAGAUGCCGAGAUGAAGAGGAAGAAAGAAGAGCUCGCAGAAGAGGAGGAGAAUGUAGCACCGGAGGCUGAAGACUCGGCCGGGCCGACGGAUCUUCUAGCAGCUGCUGAUGAGGAGGACGUGAUCUUUUGAGAGAGUCAGCGAGGCUAGCCCUCGUCGUCUCAUGAUGUUGGUAGAAUCAUUGGUCGAUACCGUCGUUUGUCAGGCAUAGGCGCAAUCGGGAG